AUGGAUUUCAUUAAAACGCUAAAGAAGAAGACGGAAGCUAAAAUCGCCGACAUCAAAUCAGAUUUUAGCAACUCUUCUAGCCUUCCAAAAUGCAAACCAGAUUUCGAUUACAAAUCUUUAAAUAUUUCUACAGAUAUAGGACCUCAAAUUACAGAAUACUUUUAUGAUAUGGACUUUGAUUUACGUGACUAUUUGAAAAAGUAUAAUUUGAUUUAUCCAUGCACUGAGUCACAAUCUCCAUCAUUUGUAGACCUACAGUUCGAUUCUCUUAAUACUAUGCGGAAAUUAUUGCUCGACAUGCCUGUUGUUGAGACAGUUGCCGAGGCUACAAAGACUAAAAAGUCCAAACUACAUAGCCACCAGCCAGUUAAGGAAGUUACACUAGAUGAACUGUACUAUUGUAACGAUCUGGUACUAUUUAGGUUCCUUAGAACAUUCGACUAUAAACCAGAAAAAUCAUUACACGCAAUUUUAAAAACACUCUCAUGGAGAAGAACUAGAGACCCAUUGAGAAUAAAGCCUGAAGUAGUACAUCCAGUACUAUACAAAAAUUUAUUAUACAGAAGAGGAUAUGAUUAUUAUGCAUCACCUAUUUUAUAUUUCAGACCUAUAAAUGAAACAGAAGCUAGCUUAGAAUUACAUGUUUUGGGACUUUAUUAUGUUCUGGAAAGAGCUUUACAAACAUGUUUAGUAUCGCAAGGGAACGAUAAAGUGUAUGUAAUAGUAGACUUAAAAGAUUGGUCACUGUCAAGACUACCACCUAUGGAACUAGUUAUCGAAACUGCUAGAGCACUUGUAGAUCACUAUACAGAGACGAUUGAUGAGAUUAUAUUUAUUGACCCACCGCCAUUGAUCGAUCCAGUAUAUCAGAUGGUCAAGUGUGUUAUCCCAGCAUCAACAACAAAGAAACUUCUUUUCAAAUCAAGAGGACCAAAACUAUUCGACUACCUAAGGUCGAGAAUCCCAUUAUGCUUUCUAGAGAAAUCAUUGGGAGGAGAAUGUGAGCCUGAGAUGGAUUUCAAAGAUUACUGGAAGGUUGAGGAAGCGGAAUUCACAUAUUUUCAAAGAAGAAUGGACGAUAAACAUAAAAAUAAUAUUUUAACACCUGUACAAUUCCCAAUAUAUAGAACUCGACUUAUAAAAUAUUAUUGUGGCAUCCAAUUGUUAAUUCGUUAUGUUAUUUUAUUUUAUUUAUGUAUAUAUUAA
Messenger RNA from Theileria annulata, 1206 nucleotides. RefSeq lists its product as uncharacterized. Bases 1 to 1206 code for a protein of 401 amino acids. Lineage: Eukaryota; Apicomplexa; Aconoidasida; Piroplasmida; Theileriidae. The record is from RefSeq and is a predicted model, not a curated record. The transcript has 3 exons. Gene Ontology annotation, molecular function: phosphatidylinositol transfer activity.